Molecule: messenger RNA, 2824 nt
Organism: Ictalurus punctatus (channel catfish)
Lineage: Eukaryota; Metazoa; Chordata; Actinopteri; Siluriformes; Ictaluridae
Gene: tbx21
Product: T-box transcription factor 21
Exons: 6
Coding region: 328-2163 (611 amino acids)
Biological process (GO): cell fate specification; positive regulation of DNA-templated transcription; regulation of transcription by RNA polymerase II
Cellular component (GO): nucleus
Molecular function (GO): DNA-binding transcription factor activity, RNA polymerase II-specific; RNA polymerase II cis-regulatory region sequence-specific DNA binding
Source: RefSeq, a predicted model, not a curated record
CAGGCACCUCUCAUUCUGAUGUGAAAUUAAAAAAGUGAUGCACUGUUAUUUAUAUUACAGUAAUGUACCCAGUACAAUGAAAUAAAUCAAGAAACACUGAUAUGUUAGGCAUGUCAGACAUGAGACAGGUCUUCUUAUUUUGGCCGUAAAAGAGACAGGAGCAGUUCUCAGAAGUCGGAAGCUUGUGUUAGAGAGAGCCAGAAACCGGUUCAUUUUGCUUUUGUUCCUUUGCGUUAAAGAUUUUGGUGGAGCUUGUUUAUUUUAGAAGGUCAAGAAAGUAAGCUGUCAACCUAUGAUACUGCACGUGAGCGCGGAGCGAGCCUGCAAAUGGGCGGCAUAGGCGGCAGCUUCUAUAUCAACAUGCUCAAUGGAAGCGACGCGCAAAGUUUGGCCAAAGACGCAGAGACGAGCGGUCACCUUCACCGGAGCAAGGAGCUAGCGGACUUCAAAAUGGGCGUUCAAGACGCGAGGCUGUACUAUCCAGACUCGGUUCCUAAUGGCCAGGACAACUUUCCGCUGCCGUACCAUGGCGAGCAGAGCGCUGGCGAACUCGGGGCGCAGGCGGGAAGGUUGUACUCCGCGGCGGCGGCGGCAGCGGCAGCGGCUCCGCUCGGUAACUGUGCGUUCACCCGCAGCAGCGCGGCUCAGGCUUACGCAGCGGCUGAUGGGUAUUCACCGGACUGUAAAGACGGCCACUCGGCCAGCGCGGACUCGUAUCACGCGCAUUUUCAGCAUGGCUACCCGCGCGCGCCUCUCUAUUCCUUACCUGGCCUACAGGUGUGCGGCAAGACGCAGGUGCUUCUCAAUAACUACCCGCUGUGGGCCAAGUUUCACAAGUACCAAACCGAGAUGAUCAUCACCAAACAGGGAAGGAGGAUGUUCCCUUUUCUCAGUUUUAAUAUCAGUGCUCUGGACCCCUCGGCUCACUACAACGUGUAUGUUGAUGUGGUUCUGGCUGACCAGCACCACUGGAGGUACCAGGGAGGCAAGUGGGUGCAGUGUGGCAAAGCAGAGGGCAAUAUGCCAGGAAACAGGAUGUAUAUGCAUCCUGACUCUCCUAACACAGGGAAUCAUUGGAUGAGGCAGGAGGUCUCAUUUGGCAAGCUCAAACUCACCAACAAUAAGGGUGGCUCCAACAACAUGUCACAGAUGAUAGUGCUGCAGUCUCUUCACAAGUACCAGCCACGCUUGCAUAUCAUGGAGGUGAAGGAGGAUGGAACAGAAGAUCCCUUCCGCAGUUGUAAGGCGCAAACCUUCAUCUUCCCCGAGACCCAGUUCAUUGCAGUCACUGCCUACCAAAAUGCAGAUAUCACUCAGCUGAAAAUAGACCAUAACCCUUUUGCGAAAGGUUUCCGAGACAAUUAUGACACACUGUAUGCCCCGCCUGACUCGGAUCGUAUCACCCCCUCCCCCACUGAGGGUCAGCAGCUGAUGGCAGCCAGCUGCUAUCCCCGCCAACCUUACCUGGCCGAGCAGUAUAUGAGUCCACUGCAGCACAGCCGUUUCUACAGCUGCGAGCCUGUCAGCAUGGCACAGGCGUGCCCCAAAGACCCAAGUGGAAGUCACCAUGGGCGCUGGUACCUCCCUGGGCAGCAGGGCACACCCUCCAACCUACUGGACUUCACCUCUUACGAUGGUGACUAUACAGCCAACAGCCUAUACAAGCCCUUCACUUUACAGACAUCACCCCACCACCCGCUGAGCUACUAUCCUGAGAUCCCAUUCACUUCUGGGCCAAUAUCAAGUGCUAGCCCUGCCACAUGGAGCACAGCAAGACCUUCACCACAGUACCUCAGCCACUCCCACCCUGGGAAAGCCUCAUCUAGCCUGAGUUGGUUCCGUCCCAUGUCUUCUCCAGCCAUGUCAUCCUCUCCUCCAGCAAUAAAUCCCCGCCUUCACAAUUCUCCUUCAAUCCUUGAGUCCUUGAGGCUGCCGGUACUACAAGACAAGCCAAAAGAAGUGGUGGAGGACACCUGGAUGGAGACCCCCUCUGUCAAAUCAGUAGACUCGGUCGACUCUGGUCUUUUCGAGGGUGCAGAAAGCAAGAAAAGACGAGUGUCACCCUAUGCCUCCAGCACUGAGAACUCUCCUCCCAUUCGCAGCGAAGCCUGUGAGAAGGACAACAGCAGCGAUGCAGGCUACUAUGGCUUCUACAGUCACUGAGACCCAUCGACUCUGAAUUAGUGUAGCACUCCUGCUGUGUCCCACCCACAGAGCUGCACUGCCUUCUGGGACAAAGCCCAGUAGGGAGUCUAGAGGAGGGACAACAGAGGCCAGUAACAGCUAACACAGAACUCUGAAUCAUUUUUCCUUCAUAGCCCUGGUGCUAUUUUUUUUUAUCUCUUCAGUGUACUUGCUGGCCCUCUUAUAUUUGGUGUGCCUCUUCCCCAUGAUAGUGCUGUAUGGGUAAGGUCAGGUGGAGGCACUCCAGUCAUCCUGAAGGUCACUGUCAUGGUGAGGACUGGCGAGUCAAGAUGAUGUGACUGGGCUGAAACACUGGCCUGGAGAUAUAUGCAUGCACACACAGAGACCUGGAUGAAUUCCGGAUGUAACUGUUUAGCAUUUAAAGAAGUCUGCAUACCUGCUGACACUCCCCUCAUGGACCUGUCCAGUCUCCCAGUUCUCUCACACUCACAGAUGCAUACACACACACACACACACACACACGGUUCUCAAGAAUAUAGCUAUGUCUUUUGAGUCUACAUUAUAUUUUAUGAUUCCAGUUCAUUCACAUUUUCACUACUCCAAAUGAACCUUAGUGUGCAAUGAAAUCAGAUCAUGUAAGUGAUAAGUGCUAUUAAAGGAAACAAAGAAAAAAUCUGCA